AUGGCAAUGCCAAACGGAUGCUUCCAAAUCGGUGCCAAAUUCUGGGAGGUGGUCUCCGACGAACACGGUAUCGCUACUGAUGGGAAAUACAAGGGUACCACCGAUCUCAACUUUGUGUUUGGACAGUCCGGUGCCGGUAACAACUGGGCCAAGGGACAUUACACUCAGGGUGCCAAAUUAGUCGACUCAGUGCUAGACGUCGUCCGCAAGGAAGCCGAGGGAUGCGACUGCCUCCAAGGUUUUCAGAUCACCCACUCCCUUGGUGGUGGAACCGGUGCUGGAAUGGGAACCUUGCUGAUCUCCAAAAUCCGAGAAGAAUUCCCCGACCGUAUGAUGGCCACCUUCUCCGUCGUCCCCUCGCCCAAGGUCUCUGAUACCGUCGUUGAGCCCUACAACGCGACCUUGUCGGUCCACCAACUGGUCGAAAACUCUGACGAGACCUUCUGUAUCAACAACGAGGCCCUCUACGACAUCUGUUUCCGCACCCUGAAGUUGGCCACACCCACCUACGGUGACCUCAACCACUUGGUCUCGAUCGUCAUGAGUGGUAUCACCACCUGUCUCCGAUUCCCCGGUCAGCUGAACUCCGACUUGCGUAAACUGGCCGUCAACAUGGUCCCCUUCCCCCGAUUGCAUUUCUUCAUGGUCGGAUUUGCUCCACUUACCGCCCGUGGGAGCCAGCAGUACCGUGCCAUCACCGUGCCUGAGUUGACCUCGCAUAUGUUCGAUGCCAAGAACAUGAUGGCUGCCUCAGACCCGAGACACGGCCGAUACUUGACUGUCGCCGCCUACUUCCGUGGUAAGGUUUCGAUGAAAGAAGUCGAAGAAAACAUGCUGUCAGUCCAAAGCAAGAACUCGAACUACUUUGUUGAGUGGAUUCCAAACAACGUCCAAACCGCUCAUUGUGACAUCGCACCUUGUGCACACAAGAUGUCUGUGACAUUUAUCGGUAACUCGACUGCCAUCCAAGAUUUGUUCAAGCGGGUGGCCAAUCAAUUCACGGCCAUGUUCAGACGUAAAGCUUUCCUGCAUUGGUACACUGGAGAAGGAAUGGACGAGAUGGAAUUCACGGAAGCAGAAUCCAACAUGCAGGAUCUGGUUGCUGAGUACCAGCAGUUCGGAAAUCUUGACCUUCCCGCAGCGGCAGAGCAGGUAGGGCUCCCUAGCUUGACGAGGGCUCAGGAAGUCACGGGCGGAAUAUUGAUGGAAAAAAGAUUGGUGUGUCAGUUUGCCAAGGACCACUCCGACUGGGCCGACUACCCAGUACAGACAAGGCGCGAAAGCAGUUACAAAAUGGUACAAGUACAAGAUCCAUGA
Puccinia triticina is the source of this 1317-nucleotide messenger RNA. RefSeq lists its product as uncharacterized. The coding region runs from base 1 to 1317 and encodes 438 amino acids. The record is from RefSeq and is a predicted model, not a curated record. Gene Ontology annotation, biological process: microtubule cytoskeleton organization; mitotic cell cycle. The transcript has 7 exons. Gene Ontology annotation, cellular component: microtubule; cytoplasm. NCBI's taxonomy places the organism in Eukaryota, Fungi, Basidiomycota, Pucciniomycetes, Pucciniales, Pucciniaceae. Gene Ontology annotation, molecular function: GTP binding; structural constituent of cytoskeleton; GTPase activity.